Messenger RNA from Symbiodinium sp. CCMP2592, 519 nucleotides. Lineage: Eukaryota; Dinophyceae; Suessiales; Symbiodiniaceae. The record is from the annotation of a GenBank genome assembly.
AUGACGUGCACGAAAGUCUAUGAUAUUGAGUCCCGCCUUGCGGAACUCGCCUGUGACUCGAAGACCAAAGGCGAAAGCUGCCAGUACACCGAAGUUACUUCUCCUGAAGACAACAUCACCAUUGACCUGGAUUCUGUGUGUCACAACCCGUACGGGCCCCACAACAGCCCGUACGGGCCGAACAACACCUAUGGAAGCUACUGCUUGAAGCCUGAGUAUGCAGCGUGCUCGGGCAAGACGGUGGGAAACAGUUGUUCUUACUCCGAGGGUGAUUACGCCAACUCCAGGCAGUAUGACUUCGUGGGAGAGCCGAUCGAUGACCCAUGCUACAAGAUCCCGUGUCGACUGGAGUACGCUGGAGGGGAAUGCUCCAUCGAUGGGGAGAUGUUCAAGUGCAAGGGUGCGCAGCUUGCAAACACAGUGCAGCUAGCAGAGCUAGCAUCAUCAGGACGCGUUCGCCCAGCUUGUCUCCUUCUUGCCUUUUUGUUCGCCGCCAUUGCCGCCCACUCGGACUCAUGA